Messenger RNA from Acaulospora morrowiae, 234 nucleotides. The record is from the annotation of a GenBank genome assembly. Lineage: Eukaryota; Fungi; Glomeromycota; Glomeromycetes; Diversisporales; Acaulosporaceae.
AUGAGCUCAUCAGAUAAACGUGGAUUAAAUAACCUCAAAAACAAGUCUUAUCUAAGGGGUACCUUGAAAGAGCUUGCUAAACAGUCUGAGGAUGAAAGAGUAGAUAAGAUUCUCAACCGAAUUGAUAAAAAUCUUACCCCGAAAAAUCCUCAGCGUCCGAAAGAACCUAAUACUAGGAAUUGGACUCGAGUGCAUGCUACACCCAUGACUGGAAGCACCACGCCUAAAUCUUGA